Messenger RNA from Phyllotreta striolata, 6826 nucleotides. Lineage: Eukaryota; Metazoa; Arthropoda; Insecta; Coleoptera; Chrysomelidae. The record is from the annotation of a GenBank genome assembly.
AGUGGUUCGAAAUGCGAGCGGGGCCGACGUCGGGCAUUGAUAAUCACGAUCACAUCGAAUUCCACACGGAAAUCCGCUCGUGCUUCUCCAAAUGAUCUAGACAUUGCCCCAUUGAGGUUGAAAACCGGAGGUUUCCCGUUGUGUUGCCAGUGCUUGCCCUUCAGAUAGCAGAAUAUGAGCGGCUACAGAUCGUAUGUCCAAUGGCCUAAUAAAACGAGUUCUUCAAUUAACAGCUAUGCAGUGAAGAAGGAACCGACUUUGGGAGUAUCAAAGUUCGAUUCGGGUCUAACGAGAACUCGAUCGGACGUCAGCAAGAAGACAGAGGACGAGAAGAAUCGCCUUUCGACCAAAUACAACGCGGGCCUCUCCACUUAUCAACCAGGUUACACAGCGAGGAGCGAAUCGUCGAGAAUUAAACCUCUGCUGGACAAGAAAGACACCAGCCAUCCUCCUGUAACCUACAGAUCUCUUUCGAGAACAGGCUCUCGAUCUCGCGAUCCCAGCCCAGUGGACAAAUCCGAAAAGUCCUCCUCAUCAUCAUCGAACUACAAUUACAACAAACUAUACCCUCGGCCUUACCAAAGAUCAGCAAGCAGAGAACGCACGGAAUCGUUAAGUUCCACAACAAUACCCAAAUAUGUGGGUAGAACAUCCAGCAAAGACGAACCCUCUAGGUACGGUGGUCGUUCAUCCAUAUCGAAAGAUGAUACACCUAAAUUCAAGUCGACCAGUCGAGCUUCUUCCAAAGAAGACUUAUCCGGCGGGUCGCAGAAAUACAUCAACAGCAGAUUCCUGCCGAAAAAUACGGUGGAAAAGAGCUACACAGCUUCCUAUUCGAGACCAUCGACUAUAGCUAGAUCAAAUGAGACUUGUAGGAAAAAUAGGGAGUUACUGAACGUCUUGCACGCCCAACAAGAGCAAGAAAGAUUAAGCAGAUCGUCCAGUAGAUGCUCUUCGGAUGAUAUUUCACCAAAAUCUAAUGCGAUUGUUGAUAUAACGCCUAGUAAGGAAGUGGAAAUGGUGACUAUUACUGUAGUUAACAGAGGAACUUCGCCUACGCAAAUGACACAACCGACGAAUUUCCUGCGAAGCAGGAGAUUGGAAAUAGCGAAGACUGUCGAGAAACAAAUCACCAGACCAAAAAUACGCGUUCACUCCACGGCGGAUAAGGAAAUACAAUCGGAUAGAAUGGACGAUUCGACGAAAUCAUCGCGUUUCGUCGGCGCUUCCAGAAUAUCCUCCACUCCUUGGUCGUCGUUUCUAGACAUGAAAUUCUCCAGUCCUUCGAAGAAAUCGUCGAAAUCGGACGAAUCGAGCGACAGCCCGAAGAGCCUAUCGCGCGCCAGCUCCACCAAAAGCGUCCACCAUUCGUGCACCAAAACCGACAAGCCCAAAGAGCCGAAGAAAUCCAAGCUGGCCGCGCCCAAGAAGCAACUGCCGCCGCAGAUUCCGAAAACCGACAAGCAACUACAUUCCAUCAACUCGGCCAACAAGGAUUUCCGGAAGUCCGUGUUGAACAUGAACCCCGAAGGGAAAUCGGGCAAAUUGGGCAGAAGGAGCCACUCGGCGAGCUCCGCCGAUUCGGACGCCAACGACCCCGACGUCACGGACGUCUCGGAGAAUCUGGCGACCUGCAAGUCCUACCAUUCGAAAUCGCAGGGCGAGAAUUCCAGCAGGCGAUCGCCCAGCUCGGAACCGAGCGUCACCACGACCAGCGGAAGCGAGGACGAUUCUAAAACUAAAAAAGGCAAGAAGAAACUACGCAGCAUCGGCUCGUCUAGGACUUCAAUAAACCUAUCAUCAGCCGACGAGCUACCUAACGAUAAAUGCCCUAAACCACCCCAAAGCCCCAGAUUAAAGACUGAAGUAGAAGCUAAAUCGUUACUAAUGCGAGCUUUAGCGCCAGUAACCAAUUUAUUCAAACCCAAACAAACAGGUUCACCCGAAAGGGUGAAUUGGAUGGACCCGAGUUCAGACAGCAAUCCGGAUAGUAACCAACCAAAUCUUGCCAAAAUAGUGGAACCAAUACCGGCGAAAAUUAUCAUCCAUCGAGUGGAAUCCGGCGAACAACCCUGGUGGUUGCAAGAAAACAACGAAACUAAUGAAGACAACGAUGAGACGAAUGAAGAACUCAAACCGGACACCAAUUACAAAAUAACCACCCAAAAAUCCGGCGAGCUACCGUGGUGGCUGGACGAGAGCGCGGAUAUACCCGAAGGGGUCGAUACCUACCCGAAUUGGGUGCGAGAGGACGGCACCACCCAAGACGGCAAGGUGAUCUACAAAAUGAGAAAAUACGAUUCCGACGAGAGCUCCUGGUGGUUGUCCAGCAGCGACAAAACCCACACCAACACCGACUCCAAACGGGACCAGACCAACCAGGAGUUUCCCGAGCAGCACAAACUCAGGCACAUCGAUUCCGGCGAGCGGGCCUGGUGGCUGAACAGCUCGGAGAACCUCAACGAGCUGGACAACAAAGGUUCGCAGGACCUGCCGCCGCUGGGCGACAGGGCCAGCCCGGAGGGACUGGAGAUGCCCAAGGACGAAGAAGGACGAAGGAGCCCGUACGACAACGUGCCGAGCACUUACAGGAAGAACAAACCGCCUCCGUUGUUCAUCUCCAAGCACACCAACAUCGACGAGGUGCUGGGCGGGACCGGGCAAAUAUGGAGUCCGUUUUUGGAGAAGAGCUACUCCUACGGGAAUCAAGGAACGGCGCGUUAUGGACAAACCAACAAAAUAUCAAAUUUUGGACCUCCAGAAUCCACAGACAAUAAGUUGGAUGAUGCGGCACUUCAGCUGUACAAAGACGGCGACUAUGGAUCUUACCUUGACCUCGAAGCGUCCAUUAGCGAACAACAGGAGGAGUUCGAGGGUUUCCAAUCGAACAAGAAAAAUUCCAUUGUUUUGAGGACACAACUGUCGGUUCGAGUGCACACGAUAAUCGAAAAACUGCUAACAUCCGAGGGCCGGGAGCUCCGACGCGCGCUCUUCUCCCUCAAGCAAAUCUUCCAAGAGGACAAGGACCUGGUGCACGAGUUCGUCCAAAACGACGGUCUAUCAUGCCUGAUCAAAGUCGGCUCGGAGGCCGAUCAGAACUACCAAAACUACAUACUGAGAGCCUUGGGCCAGGUGAUGCUCUACGUCGACGGCAUGAACGGCGUCAUGGAGCACAACCCCACCGUCCAAUGGCUCUACAGCCUGAUAUCCUCCAAGUUCCGCCUGGUGGUGAAGACGGCCCUGAAACUCCUCCUCGUCUUCGUCGAAUACACCGAAUCGAAUUGCUCGCUGCUGAUCAACGCCAUACACGCCGUCGACAGAUCGCAGCGAUUCCUGCCCUACCACAACAUCAUGAAGCUGCUCAAGGACUUCGAAUCCGCCGACACCGAGCUGCUCAUCUACGCCAUGACGUUGAUCAAUAAACUCCUGGCCGGCGUGACCGACCAAGACGCCUACUACGAUCAGAGCGACGCGCUCGAGGAGCAAGGACUCGAGAACGUCAUCCAGCGGUACAUGUCGAAGCCGGGCACCGAUCUGGAUCUGUUGCAGCAGUUCCAAAUCUACGAGGCGGUGCUGCAGUACGAGGACGGCGACGAGGCGGUGAUAUCGAUGAGACACCUCGACGAGAACGUCAGGAAGACCAUCAGGCACCGGAAAUCCGGCGAGGCGGGCGACAGGCGGAAGAGCAGGCGGCACUCCACCGGCAACACGCCGUCGCAUCCCGGCACGUUGAGGAACAGCUUCAAAGCGAAUCUGAUACUGCAGGACGAAGACGACGAAUCGUCCAGUUCCCAAUCGUCGGGCAUCAACAACUCCCAACUCAACGGCGGCUACAAGGAUAGCAACAAAGCGUUUGAAGCUGGCGUAACGCCCGCUUUAAAAAGGCGAAGGGAGCGCGCCGAGCGACAACGCAGCUUUCUAAAGGAGCAGGAAUCCGUUGGAUUCUUCAGGAAUUGCUUGUUGCACGAGGCCAAACACGAAAACGAGAACGGUAACUAUCCGUUUCUGCAAAGGAAGCUAACGAACGAGAACGGAGUGCUGCGCACCACCAGCCGCAAAGACCUCACGCCUCUGAUGAACGCCGUCAACAAACUGGAUUCCGAAGAAAAACAACAACAACAGCAGCAGCAACAACAACAACCGUGGAUGUACUCGAUCAUCCAGAACCAGGAGAACGUCGAUGAGCAGAAGCUGGCGAACAACGACAACGAACGCAACGUGUUGCUGCAGCUGCAGCGCGAGAACACCGUCAAGGACAUCACGCAGAAGCUGGCCAACCAGAACAUCGUCCACGGCCCGCCCGACGACGGCAAGAUCAGCCGCAUCGGCGACAUGUCCGGCCUGAUAUCGAAGGCCAAGGAGGGCCUGGCCAAGUCCAAGUCGAAGGCGGACGUGCUGAAGGGUCCGACCAACGAAACCGUACCAAAGAUGGAGGCGAAGAAGUCCGAGAACGAGAUCCGAUGGGAGGAGCUGCGGGCGAACCUGAACCGCUCGCUGAAUUUGUGUGAUAUGGAUUUUACCGAUUUAGGCAGCGACGACGAGGUCGAUAUAUUGGCGCCGGUCGCCGUCGCCAACGGGAUACCGCCUCCGCCACCGCCGCUCGCCGAUUUGGAGUGCGGCGCGCCGCCACCGCCGCCGCCCGUCAGCAGGAUAGUUCCGCCGCCGGCGGCGCCGCUGCCGCCGCUUUUCGCUUUGCAACGACCGAACAGGACCGCUGAAACGAAGAUACCGAUCAAGAAGAGCAAGAAGACUGUGAAGCUGUUUUGGAAGGAAGUCAGGGACGAUCCGAUCAGCCAUGUUAAGUUGAAAACCGGUUUGAUCUGGGACGAACUGCAUCCCGUCAACGUCGACACGCAGAAAUUGGAGCAUCUCUUCGAAUCCAGAGCUAAAGAUCUCAUUACCAAAAAGCAGCAAGAAAUGAACAAAAACAAAGAAAUAAUAGUACUGGACCCGAAGCGUUCGAACGCCAUCAACAUCGGCAUGACCAAAUUGCCGCCGCCUCGCUCCAUCAAAACGGCCAUACUGAAAAUGGACGCGACCAUAAUGAACCGAGAGGGCAUCGAGAAGCUGCUGACCAUGCUGCCCACCGAAGAGGAGCGCAGCAAGAUCCAGGAGGCGCAGGCCGCCAACCCGGACAUCCCGCUGGGCAGCGCCGAGCAAUUCCUCCUGACGCUGGCCUCGAUUUCGGAGCUGCCGGCCAGGCUGAAGCUGUGGGCGUUCAAGCUCGACUUCGAGAACUCCGAGCGCGAGAUCGCCGAGCCUCUGAUGGACCUCAAGCAGGGAUACGAGGUGCUGCGCGCCAACAAAACGUUCAGGGGGAUCCUCAGCACGCUGCUGUCGGUGGGCAACUUCCUCAACGGCAACGAGGUGAAGGGAUUCCAAAUCGAGUACCUGGCCAAAGUGCCCGAAGUCAAAGAUACUGUUCACAAGCAUUCGUUGUUGCAUCACCUUUGCCAUAUCGUCAUGGAGAAGUUUCCUGACGCUACCGAUUUGUAUUCAGAGAUUGGGGCGAUAACACGAGCUUCUAAAAUAGACUUUGACGAGCUGGCCCUUAACAUCCAAAGACUGGAAUCCGAUUGCAAGUCGUCGUGGGAUCAUUUGAAAGUUAUCGCCAAGCAUGAUGGUUCGACGAUGAUGAAAGUGAAAAUGUCCGAUUUCCUAUCGGAUUGCGCCGAGAGAAUCAUACUCCUGGGCAUCGUCCACAGGAGGGUUAUCAACAGGUUUCACAAAUUCCUGCUGUGGCUGGGCAUACCGUUGCACCAAAUAGCCGACACGAAACCGAACGAAUUCUGCCGAGUCGUCUCGGAGUUCGCCUUGGAGUACAGGACGACCAGAGAGCGAGUCCUGCAGCAGCUCGAGAAGAAGGCCAACCACCGCGAAAGGAACAAGACCAGAGGCAAAAUGAUCACCGAAGUGGGGAAAUUCAGAUCGAAGGAGGAUCGAGCCGACGCCGAGCUGCGCCAGCUGCUGGGCAGCGACAUGUCCGACGUGGAGAGCCUGCAGGGCACGUUGCCCUGGCGGAGGACGCGUCGCGAGAGCACCAGGUCCUUCCUGAGCCCCGGCAACGGCAACCUCACCGACGGCGACGACGAGCUGCUCGAGAGCUUGGUGAAGAACGCCACCAAGGGCCCCACGACCAGGACCGCGCCCAGGGAGAGGAAACGCACCAGGCACGUUGAUAGGAAAUCUCUCAAGCGUUCUAGAACUAGAGAAAAUAUGCCGUUCGGUAGCAGAGAUUCACCGUGAUUUUAGAUGUUUCUUUGUUCGCAGAACUCUGAAAAACGGCUUAUCGGAAGAGGAGAAGAAACACCUAUCAGCGUACAUCAAAGGGUAUUAGAAAAUUGUGCUGUGUCCAACCGAAGUUAACGAAUAAUUUAUUUAACCACGUCCGAUGAAAGGCAUCUUGCGAAGAUGCAACAAGAAAUACUGACUUUAUGUGAUAAUAUUUAUGGCUGCUCUCGCUCACCUCGUUGUUUUUAGUUUCUAAUUUAUUUAUCUACCCGCGUAUAUUCGUUUUUUUUUCAAUUAAUUUAUUAUUAUUUAAGGGUCGAGAAUCAGCCGUAAGAUUUUCUAUUACAUCUAUGCGCCUGCCCGAAGCGGCUGAACUAGUCUUCAAAUAUCUCAUUUUGGUCUUGUUCUCGUUUCGCUUAGGUCUUAGAUUCAUUUAAAACGGAUCAUCUCGACACGAUUACUGGCUAAUUAGCGUAAACGAACGAUUUUUUUAUAUAUAAUUUUGAUUUUCAUUUUAUCGCUGUGUUUUUCGUUUCAUUUCGAUUUAGGCUAAUUGUUUGAAAUAGUGUAUAAAUAAAGUUUUGUUAAUAUUGUU